Messenger RNA from Talaromyces proteolyticus, 1254 nucleotides. Its product is annotated as NAD-dependent formate dehydrogenase AciA/Fdh. The record is from RefSeq and is a predicted model, not a curated record. Gene Ontology annotation, molecular function: formate dehydrogenase (NAD+) activity; oxidoreductase activity, acting on the CH-OH group of donors, NAD or NADP as acceptor; NAD binding. The transcript is spliced from 3 exons. NCBI's taxonomy places the organism in Eukaryota, Fungi, Ascomycota, Eurotiomycetes, Eurotiales, Trichocomaceae. The coding region runs from base 1 to 1254 and encodes 417 amino acids. Gene Ontology annotation, cellular component: cytosol.
AUGGUACUAUCCCGCUCUAUAUGUCGUCAAUUGCAGCGUCCUGCUGCCUCCUUGUUCUCACCCCGUCCACUGCGGGCUACAGGCCUGCGGCAGACGCCUAUCUAUUCUGGAAUUCGUACGCUGACAGCUACUGCUACCCGACAGGGUAAAGUUUUGCUAGUUCUUUAUGAUGGUGGAGAGCACUCCAAGGACCAGCCCGGCCUUCUAGGAACCACCGAGAACGAACUCGGUAUUCGUAAGUGGCUCGAGGACCAGGGCCAUACUCUGGUGACCACUUCCGACAAGGAGGGUGAAAACUCCAAAUUUGACCAGGAGUUGGUCGACGCCGAAGUCAUCAUCACCACUCCACUCCAGCUAAUUAAGACCAGCUUCCACCCUGGCUACCUCACUGCUGAGCGUCUCGCCAAGGCCAAGAACCUGAAGAUCGCCAUCACUGCAGGUAUCGGUUCCGAUCACGUUGAUCUUAACGCUGCCAACAAGACCAAUGGCGGUAUCACCGUUGCCGAAGUCACCGGCUCCAACGUCGUCUCUGUCGCCGAGCACGUCGUGAUGACCAUCCUCACCCUCGUCCGCAACUUUGUCCCUGCCCACGACCAAAUCCGUAACGGCGACUGGAACGUUGCUGCCGUCGCCAAGAACGAGUUCGACUUGGAAGGCAAGGUUGUCGGUACUGUCGCUGUUGGCCGUAUCGGCGAGCGUGUCCUGCGUCGUCUCAAGCCAUUCGACUGCAAGGAGCUCCUCUACUACGACUACCAACCCCUUAAGCCCGAAGUUGAGAAGGAGAUUGGUGCCCGCCGUGUCGACACCCUUGAGGAGUUGGUCUCCCAAUGUGAUGUUGUCACCAUCAACUGCCCUCUCCACGAGAAGACCCGUGGCCUGUUCAACAAAGAACUCAUUUCCAAGAUGAAGAAGGGCUCAUGGCUCGUUAACACUGCCCGUGGCGCCAUUGUUGUCAAGGAAGACGUUGCCGAGGCGCUCAAGAGCGGCCACCUGCGCGGCUACGGUGGUGAUGUCUGGUUCCCUCAGCCUGCUCCCAAGGACCACCCUCUGCGUUAUGCCGAGCACCCAUGGGGUGGCGGUAACGCCAUGGUUCCUCACAUGUCUGGAACAUCCAUCGAUGCCCAGGUGCGUUAUGCCAAUGGUGUCAAGAAUAUUCUUGACAGCUAUUUCUCUGGUCGCCACGACUACCGUCCCGAGGAUUUGAUCGUCUACAAGGGCGACUAUGCUACCAAGGCUUAUGGUCAGCGCAAGUAA